GAAGGAGUGACGCUUCAUAAUGGCGGAACAAAGUGGUGGAGUUGGGAGGAAAAGUCGCGCGUUUGCCGACAAAUUAAACAAGUAAGUCAGUUGUGAUUGCGCUGUUUUGUAAUGCGAAGGUAUGUCAGAUUAUGGUCUGUAAUACAACGAUGUUUUAUUCGCUUUUUAGGACGUAUUCUGCGGCGCAAGCCAGGGAAAUGGCCGCAUCUACGUUGGCGUUUGCCCAUGAAAGAUCGAAUAGUUUCGGUUCUCAAACCAGCAUGAACAGCAGAUCUAGUCAAGAUACUAUACAGGGGAUGUUUAGCGGCACAGUAAGUUUAUAUCAUCCGUACUGAUCUGUACAUUUUGAAAUUGCUUGCGGGUUUUAA
Molecule: messenger RNA, 368 nt
Organism: Paramuricea clavata
Lineage: Eukaryota; Metazoa; Cnidaria; Anthozoa; Malacalcyonacea; Plexauridae
Source: the annotation of a GenBank genome assembly